Salmo salar (Atlantic salmon) is the source of this 2716-nucleotide messenger RNA. RefSeq names its product 3-hydroxy-3-methylglutaryl-CoA lyase, cytoplasmic. The record is from RefSeq and is a predicted model, not a curated record. Gene Ontology annotation, molecular function: hydroxymethylglutaryl-CoA lyase activity. NCBI's taxonomy places the organism in Eukaryota, Metazoa, Chordata, Actinopteri, Salmoniformes, Salmonidae. Gene Ontology annotation, biological process: ketone body biosynthetic process; L-leucine catabolic process.
UAGCGGAAUGAGCAUCCAAAUCUGUUGAGAAAUUACUUUGUAAAGUUGAAUGUCCUACGUGACCCUCUUAGCCCUGCACUUGAUGGUCAUUUGGGGACAGUGGCCCCAAUGCACAGGUCAGUGACUUUUGUAACCAAAAACCAAGGGGUGCUAGACAAUGUGACUACUGCAAAGUAAUCUUUAACACACAUGCUGUCUCUGAGGGAAGCUGUGGAAAGUUGGCCCCGGCCAGUCGACCUUCCUGAAGGAACUGUAUAAGUCGAUUCAGUUGAACGUAAAGAUCCAUCACUGCGGGUGUCGGAGCCAGAUGACCCUGGGGGAGCUCUACAGGCCGAACGAGAGCCUUUCAGAUGGGCAACUUUCCCACCACGGUGAAGCACUGCCUGAGCUACGAGGAACUAAUCCAGGAUUAUCCGUGGCUAGCACGCUGGCUGCAGGAGGAGAAGCGAGCUUUAACACAUGAAUACCCAGAGUAUGUUAAAAUUGUUGAAGUCGGGCCAAGAGACGGACUUCAAAAUGAAAAGGAAAUGGUUCCAACUGGAGUCAAAAUCCAGCUGAUAGACAUGCUCUCGGAAACAGGCCUGCCUGUGAUCGAGGCCACCAGUUUUGUGUCUUCAAAGACUACGGAGGGGAAACCUGCUUCUCCAUCAUCCCAGUUAUUCCCUAGACCCGGAGAUGUUUUGAGGGUAUUGAGACAUGAUGGGGAACAGCUAGCUCUAUUUCUAUAUGAGCUUCUGAUGGCGGACCACACUGAAGUACUUCAAGCCAUCCACAGAUCUUCUCAUGUUCGUUAUCCAGUUCUGACACCCAACAUGCACGGCUUUCAGGAUGCUGUUGCAGCUGGUGCUACUGAAGUGGCCGUGUUUGGGUCUGCAUCUGAGACCUUCAGUAGGAAAAACAUCAACUGCUCUAUAGACGAGAGCAUUCUGAGGUUCGAGGAAGUCAUUUGCACUGCCAAACAACGACAGAUUCCAGUCCGUGGAUAUGUUUCUUGUGCACUAGGAUGUCCAUACGAGGGACCCAUUGAAUCCACUAAAGUUGCAGAGGUGGUGAAGAGGUUGUAUGAACUGGGCUGCUACGAGGUGUCUCUGGGGGAUACUAUCGGUGUGGGCACCCCAGGCUCCAUGGCCAAGAUGUUACACAGCGUCAUGAAGGAGGUACCCAGCAGCGCUCUGGCCGUUCACUGCCAUGACACUUACGGCCAGGCCCUGGCCAACAUCCUAACCGCACUGCAGAUGGGGAUUUGUACAGUGGACUCGUCUGUAGCAGGUCUGGGAGGGUGCCCAUAUGCCCAGGGUGCCUCUGGCAACGUGUCAACAGAAGAUGUUCUCUAUAUGCUCCAUGGAAUGGGCAUUAAAACCGGAGUGGAUCUCUCCAAAGUAAUCGAGGCAGGUGACUUCAUCUGCAAAGCCUUAAACCGCAAGACCAACUCCAAGGUAGCCCAAGCAAGAGGCGAUUACUCUGUGCAUUGCCGCAUGAAGAAGAUAAAUACUUGACACCUUAUCCUUUUGAACAUUGUUCCUUUUCAUGCUGCAUAUAGAUAGCAAAUUAUACAAUACAACGUGCACUAUACUUCAUUUUUUGGACAAAAAUGUAUAGCCAUUUAGCAGAGGCACUUUAUUAAAGCGUUGCUGGAUAAGGCCUACUUAAAUUCAAGAAAUAACUAAACUUUUUAAACCAAAUAACUUGUAUCACUGUAUAGUCUGUCUGAUAGGAGGUAGAAGAGAUGACUCCUCACUAAGUUGUGAAAGUUAUUCAUGAUGUUGAUGUUUGGGGUCUCUUCCCAUUCAUUUCCAGCUCAAUGUGGUUACAAUUAGACAAGGGGACCUGAGAGGGUUAAGGGAGUCCUGCUGGGUUUAAAACCAGUGUGGGUCGAUCAUUAUCUCCCUCAAAAUGUAUUUUCAUUUCCUAAGUCACUUGCUCUGUCAAGAUGGAAGUAUGUCUGCCUCCACAUGUGAAAUAUGUAUUUGUUUUCUCUCUCUUCAUCCUUCUCACCAGUGCAUGACCCCAUUCCAUAAGUUGGAUAAGGUCAUUCAUUCAUUUUAUUUUGUAGAGUUAAAUGGACAGUAGUCUGCAGCUUUAUGUUGAACUAUUGUAUUUGCAAUAGUCAGAAGGGACAAAUGUAUUUUAGCUGGUGAAGCAUCUCAUCCGCUACUUUUGAUAGAAGUAGGCCUGACAAUAUCUAUGAGAACACUGAACAAUAUCAAAUAUUGGUAAAUUAAAUCCCAACAUUAACUUUGUUGUAUAACAAAGCAUUUAACCUCCCUUCCACUAGACAGUCCUCCUUUUUAAACGCCUUACCCUUGCAGAUAAGUUGAGCAAAUGUCAAUAUCCAUGAGUAAAGUAUUUUAUUAAUUUGCUUUUUAAUAGUAAUGAAUGUACUGUAUUAUGUAUUGUGUGAGUAUUAUGUAUUAUGUUGCAAAGUGCCAUAAUAAUAAGUAAUAUAUUGAAUGUAUGUAGUGCCUUUAUUCUAUGGGUUCAAGAAAGGUGGCAAAUAUAUUAUAUAUUAAAUGAAGAGUUAAUAGCUAAUAGCUAAUAAUUAGUUAGAAAGGUAAUUUUGUUUUUGCAAACCAAGGUAACAUACAUAAUGGUUUCCCUUUAUAUUGUACUUGGAUUGGAGAAAAUAUCAACAGAAAUACACUGAAGAGUGUUAUGGUAAACCAUGGUGAAUCCAACAUGUUUAUUACAUGAAGAUAAUAAAGGUUGAUUAAGCAAA